AUGGGGUCGGCUGAAAGAAGCACCGGAAAGUUUGAUCUAGACGAUGCAUGUCGCCUCAAGUCCAAUCCCUCGUUGAUAGGACACGUUUGUAGAACUCAUUAUGAUAUUGAGAAUCAUGAACCGCUUGGUGAUCUCUUGGUUUUAUCCCACACCUCAGUGCCAGACAAGAUCCUGGUGGAGUUUUUGAAAACGGGUGCGCCACCAAAUGACUAUGUUUUCGUCAGCUUUAUCGAACCCUCCCAUGGCUGCUCUCUCAUACGAGAAGAUGACCUCGAGCUGGUCGACCGAGUAUUAGAGAUGGGACAGGCUGUCAAGCGACAUCUGGACAGCACGGUCAGCGGUACGGUCAUCAGCUCUUCCGCCAAGUGUAGUCUUGAGCCGAUUGCUUAUCGAGUGCUGGAUCCACGAACUGGGGAAUACGGUCCCGUCAAGUUUGCAGAAAAGGCUAAAGGUCGUCAUGCUUCCACGCCACCUGUCCAUGCUGAGGACGCAGACCCUCCAUCACUACAUGACGUUCCGAUGUCAGAACUCAAAAACUACGAACAAUUUUCCGAAGGUGACUAUAUCAUAUAUCGACAGAAAGUAGGGGUUAUUAAUCAGAUUGAUCGGGACGCAAUCCUACUUCUCCCGAACAAGAAAACCGUUUCGCCCAUCGACCCCUACGGGAUGGAACUUCCCCUCUUGUCCGAUACCAAAAAUGUCGUAGCCAUGCCUAAUCACCCAGAUACGAUCCAUUCGUACCCUUUGGACAGCGGUGGCUUUCUCUGGACGUCAGAGUCCGAAUCACUGUUCCCCGGUCAAUUUGCCAUCACUGCAAUGUGUAACUUGACUCGAGGAGACCUGAUCUCAGAUGCAGGCUCACAGGUGGAUCCAGAAGGUUAUAUCUUGGACACUCCUGCUACGGACUACCAUAUCGACUGGGUUUGCCCCAACGUUUUUGCUGUGGGGUUACCGUAUAGUAGUGCGAACAGUGAAAUGCUGAGGGCUUCUGUACUGAAUGAUAAUGCUGUGAAGUGCGACUUCGGUCAGUUGCCUAAAGAGGCAUUGAAUAAAAAGGGUGUCAACUCAGACGUCUGGCUUAAAAUUGGAGACCGGGUCCGUUUUCGGGACCCGAAGGAUGCAGAUACGAAGUACCCUCCAUUUAAGUGUAUUCCAGUCGAUGAGUCCUUUGGCUACGAUAUAAAUGUUCUUCGCAUAACGGCCACUAAAACCGAGGUCACAGUCCAAUGGCAAGACGGGAGCAUAACCACUGAAGAAGCUACUGCCCUGCAUAAGUUCUCCAGCGCUGAUGAUGAGGUAUGGCCUGGAAACCUUGUCGUCUUGAAAGACGGAGUAGAGACUAUUCAUGAACCUCUUCCUGCCAAUGUUGGUCCUAUGCCUGCUGGACUUGCUGAGUCAAUGAUGGAAUCCCUUCGUCUCAAGAAGAUCGGUGUGGUCCAAACCGUGGAUGGCAGGGAAAGAAUAGCAUCCGUCCGUUGGUAUGAAAACCCAGAUGUUGUGCUAAUGCACCAGGGCAAUAUGUUGAAACCUGGUUCGUCUCUUGGUAAGCUUGGGACAACGGUCACUGAUGUGUCUAUCUACGAGCUUAAAUCAUACUCCUGUCUGGCGAAGUCGCUCGCUGAUCUGGUGCUUCUUGUUCCCAAAACUGUUCACCAGUCGGCAAUGCCGACGACUAACUCGAACUCAACUUUCAAGGCUGCUGGACCCUGUCAGCUGAGCUUCCUCUUUCCGAUCACGUUCUUCGAGACUUUUCUUUAUCUCGAGGCCAUGAAAUUGAAAAUUGUAGGAUCUGAGUGGUUCAAAAAGACGACCUCAAUUGAUACAUCUCCAGCCCCGUCCCGGUUCAGUGUCCAUCACGAUGAGUUCAGUGUCAAAUCGCCAGCCAAUUUCAUCGGAAAGGUUGUUUCCAUGGACACCGAUGGUGUGAUCACUGUUCGGCUUGCAGGUGCGGACAAUUGCCAUGAUAUCCGUGUUCCACUGGAGAGGAUGAUGCUGGUGCUUAAUGAAGGGAAUUCCAUGCCGCUUCUUCCAUUUCCACCACUUGAUCUUCUAGGUCAUGGUCAACACAGUCUGUUUGGACCGUUGAAUGAUGCUCUAUCCAAUCCACAAUUUGGAGCAUUUGAUGAUGACCCUAGUGAUCUGUACGAGGCAAUGUUUGAUUCCAUGUACGACCGACCAACGUACGGUUCACCAUUUUCGGGAGAUGAUCAUCCACUGUUUGGGCGAUUUGAUGAGUAUGGCCCGUCAGUCAGCCGGACCUUUGAAUAUGAGGGCGGCCAGCGUCUCGAUGAUGAUGGCAGGGAGGAUGAUUGGCUCACGGAGGACGAGGAUCUUGACGGAACAGAUGGUAGCCAUGUUGAUUCAAUUGGCAACAACGAGGACAAUAUUGAAGUGCCCGACGUGGCGGACAUUAACCCUCCUGAGAAGUCUGGUACUAGCGGAGAGACCAAGGAUCCCAAAGAUAGGGCUAGCGCUUCCCAAGUUACGGAAAAGCCGUCGGCCCUAUCAUCCAGUUUGCCCUCUGAAUGUCCUCCGGCAUUCUCUUUGUUGGAAGGUUCGCCUCCAUCUGAUCAUCACUUCCUUUGCCAAAGCCCAACAGGGGCUUCCGGGAUAUCAAUCAAGCGCAUCCGCAAGGAGUUCGAGAUCCUGCGGUCUUCACUUCCUCCUGGGAUUUUCGUCCGGGCAUGGGAAUCCAGGAUGGAUCUGUUGCGGGUUCUAAUAGUCGGGCCUCAGGGAACCCCCUACGAGCAUGCACCGUUUGUGAUUGACUUCCACCUUUCAAAUCAUUUCCCCAACCGACCCCCGUCGACCUUCUUUCACUCAUGGACCAAUAUGAACGGAAGGAUUAACCCCAAUCUGUACGAAGAUGGUAAAAUCUGCCUUAGUAUCCUGGGUACCUGGCCCACGCAAAAUCCGGACGAAAGCUGGUCACCCGUCAAAUCGACUCUACUGCAAGUUCUGGUUUCGAUCAUGGGGCUUGUACUGGUCAAAGCGCCAUUCUACAACGAGGCGGGAUACGAAGCCUUUGCUGCCGAGGGCAAUAAACAAGUCGAAUCUAUACAAUAUUCCGAGAAGGCGUUCCUGAUUACUCGGAAGUUUAUUCAGCAUGCACUGGAACAUCCCGUUGCAGGCAUGGAAGACGUACUGACGUGGCAUUACUUCCCCAACUUGAAGCAACAGGAGGAGAGUUGCGUGCGCCCGCAACUGCUGCGUCGGGCUAUUGAAGGGGCUCUUAGUAUGAUCGAGCAUCAUAAUCGUACAUCUACCGUUGAAAGCAUUGGUGAGGAUGAUGUCGCAUCGGCCUUCGUCCCACGUCUCAGUCUUGGGGCGGUGGUCCUACUGCGGAAGCAUAUUCAUGCUCUCGAACAGAUCGAGUCCACCAUGAGUGCUUGA
Messenger RNA from Aspergillus tanneri, 3393 nucleotides. RefSeq names its product ubiquitin-conjugating enzyme E2. Lineage: Eukaryota; Fungi; Ascomycota; Eurotiomycetes; Eurotiales; Aspergillaceae. The record is from RefSeq and is a predicted model, not a curated record. Bases 1 to 3393 code for a protein of 1130 amino acids. The transcript has 6 exons.